Messenger RNA from Colletotrichum destructivum, 2240 nucleotides. RefSeq names its product actin. Bases 855 to 1982 code for a protein of 375 amino acids. The record is from RefSeq and is a predicted model, not a curated record. Lineage: Eukaryota; Fungi; Ascomycota; Sordariomycetes; Glomerellales; Glomerellaceae. The transcript is spliced from 7 exons.
CUCAGUCCUGCGAUACUAGGGUCGACGAAGCAAUUCCUGCCAGUGCAAUUCGACAAAUUCGCUACCUACCUUAGGUAGUAUCCGUACUCGAGCCAACUCGACUUGGCUGUGCUUCCUUCCCCAGCCACCAUAAAGCCAGCGACCCAGCCUGGUGAAGGCGAAGACGACGAUACCCCGUGCAUCACGCAUCGGCUCACCAAGAUCUGAGGUACCUUUUCCCCCUCGCCCAUGUCACAUCCCAGUCAAUCAGAGCGCAAAAGUGAGCGAAAGUGCGUUCCCUCCCGUACCCCACCACACUACUUGCCAGGUCCAAGAGGUGAGGUGGGCGACCAGUAAAGGAGCAAAAGCACAGGCCCCCGAGCUCAUUGGGUGGACGAGAGACAAGAGAAAUUGCUAAAGCGGCCACUCCUUCCCCCGGGCACGCUGCCACUCUGUGCCACCUGUUCCACGCUCCUACCUACCCACCUUUGCCCGCCGCAGCCAUUUGCUCACCCACAAGUCGGGUUAGGUCUGCUUCUGACAUCGAAACCUGGCCCGCCAGCAGCAAAGCAGCAGCCAACGAAACGCCGAGGAGCGGCAGCCAGCGCUCACCGCACACUGUGCCUGCCAUUCCCACUCUUCUCCUUCUUCCCCCCUCCUCCACCCAAAAUCGACUACCUCUCAUCUUCCCGUAACCUUUCCCACUUCCGACCUCAUCACCCAUCGACGUGCUCUCUCCAAGUUCUUUGCCAUCCGCUCAGGACUUUUGCCAGUUCCAUCUCGCUCCUACGAUUCCGGAAUCGAGUGAGCUGUCUUCAAUUCCCUCUACAAAUCCUCUCUAUUUUCCCAGUCCUCACCCACCACCCUAAUUCAAAAUGGAAGAGGAGGUUGCCGCCCUCGUUAUCGACAAUGGUUCGGGUAUGUGCAAGGCCGGUUUCGCCGGUGACGAUGCGCCCAGAGCUGUCUUCCCCUCCAUUGUCGGUCGCCCCCGUCACCAUGGUAUCAUGAUCGGUAUGGGCCAGAAGGACUCCUACGUCGGUGAUGAGGCACAGUCGAAGCGUGGUAUCCUGACGCUCCGUUACCCCAUCGAGCACGGUGUUGUCACCAACUGGGAUGACAUGGAGAAGAUUUGGCACCACACCUUCUACAACGAGCUCCGUGUCGCCCCCGAGGAGCACCCUGUCCUUCUGACUGAGGCCCCCAUCAACCCCAAGUCCAACAGAGAGAAGAUGACCCAGAUCGUCUUCGAGACCUUCAACGCCCCCGCGUUCUACGUCUCCAUCCAGGCCGUCCUGUCUCUGUACGCCUCCGGUCGUACCACCGGUAUCGUCCUCGACUCCGGUGACGGUGUCACCCACGUCGUCCCUAUUUACGAGGGUUUCGCCCUUCCCCAGGCCAUUGCCCGUGUCGACAUGGCCGGUCGUGACUUGACCGACUACCUGAUGAAGAUCCUUGCCGAGCGCGGCUAUAGCUUCUCCACCACCGCCGAGCGUGAAAUCGUUCGUGACAUCAAGGAGAAGCUCUGCUACGUCGCCCUUGACUUCGAGCAGGAGCUCCAGACCGCUUCCCAGUCCUCCAGCUUGGAGAAGUCCUACGAGCUUCCCGACGGUCAGGUCAUCACCAUCGGCAACGAGCGUUUCCGUGCCCCCGAGGCUCUCUUCGCUCCUUCCGUCCUGGGUCUUGAGAGCGGUGGUAUCCACGUUACCGUCUUCAACUCCAUCAUGAAGUCCGACGUCGACGUCCGUAAGGACCUGUACGGUAACAUUGUCAUGUCUGGUGGUACCACCAUGUACCCUGGUCUUUCCGACCGUAUGCAGAAGGAGAUCACUUCUCUUGCUCCUUCUUCCAUGAAGGUCAAGAUCAUUGCUCCCCCCGAGCGCAAGUACUCCGUCUGGAUCGGUGGUUCCAUCUUGGCCUCCCUGUCUACCUUCCAGCAGAUGUGGAUCUCCAAGCAGGAGUACGACGAGAGCGGUCCCUCUAUUGUCCACCGCAAGUGCUUCUAAGCGACUUGCUUACCGAACCACAUCCUCGCCCUUCCGAAAGCACAUCGAUCCCAAAGAGCUCACGACCGGUGCAAGGUCCCUUCGGCGUUGCAUGUAUCGCGGUCAGGUCUCAUAUUGGCGAAAAGUUGUUGACAUGGUCAAGAAGUUUGGGUCGACCCUUAUCCCGAAAGAUUUGGUCCUUGUUUUGUAGCAGGGCGCGCGUGGGCGCGUAUAGGGGCGGACACGUCUGCAGCUGAGGUCGAUCAUACAAUACACUUU